CCUCAGCAGCCUAAAGAGGAGCCGACCCCCCUUAAUAUUGGUCCUUCGGCGCCAACAGAGAGCCGCACCGGUGGAAUACCAUAACCCCAAAACCAAGUAUCCCCAGCAAAACCACUCCCCACUGAAAAUCGUAUUUCACCGGCUUACUUACAGAUGGAGAACGGCAACUCUAAUGGCGUCCCGAAACCUGCGCCACGAAGCAACAAUGGUGGCCCGACACUUACACCGCGCAGUAGCAGCAGCAUUCCUGCACCCAAACCGCGAGCUAGCAGCGGUGGUCCAACCCCGGCACCCCGUAUUGUACAAAAACCGCAACCAGAGGCCAUGGUUGUUGAUUCGGUUCCGGACACUCAGCCCGACGACGAAGGAGCGGACUAUCAGCGAUGCCGUUUGUGCGCACGUCAUCAUGCCCUGCGCGUAUGCCACGUAUUUCGCGCAAUGCAGCCAGCGCAACGCUAUCUGAUCGCUCGUGCACACCACUUCUGUACCAACUGUCUUGCGCUGUCACAUCACAGCAGUGAAUGUCCCUCCGCUGGCGUAUGCAAGCUUUGCGCCCAACGCCAUCACACCCUUCUUCACCGCAAGAACACCUCCCAAGCACAUCCACCGCCACGUUCAGCUCCAGCUUCAGCGCCACGCUCAACAUCGGCUCGACGCUCAAUCUCGGCACCAUCCAAAUCCGCAUCCUACCGCUUGCGCCGACCGCCCCGCAAUGGAGUCACCUCCAACGCAUAUCAGCAGCCUCAAAAAUUCCGGCACCCAAAGAAGGUUCGUCAUACCGCACGUAUAGUGCGUAACAUAGCACCUCGGGGCAGGGCGACACGGAGUCUGGUUAAGGAGGCGAUCCGAAAGCUACGGGAGUUGGAGAGUAGUCUAUCCGCUUAACGCGUCUAGGGGCGGCAGGAUAGUUAAACGAGUUAAGAAUGUCGUUUAACACAACGCAAGAAUGCACCUUUCACAAAAUUGAAUUCCUUAAAAUUGUAAUUUGGCACAACGCAAAAGUGCACAAUGUAUGACAUUGAAUUG
Messenger RNA from Rhagoletis pomonella (apple maggot), 1026 nucleotides. RefSeq lists its product as uncharacterized. Lineage: Eukaryota; Metazoa; Arthropoda; Insecta; Diptera; Tephritidae. The coding region runs from base 154 to 885 and encodes 243 amino acids. The record is from RefSeq and is a predicted model, not a curated record. The transcript has 2 exons.